Messenger RNA from Coregonus sp. 'balchen', 4126 nucleotides. NCBI's taxonomy places the organism in Eukaryota, Metazoa, Chordata, Actinopteri, Salmoniformes, Salmonidae. The record is from the annotation of a GenBank genome assembly.
GCAUAUACUUCCUAUUUGUCUUUAGUUGAUGUUUUUAAAAUGGCGCCGUUGGACUUGGAUAAGUAUGUUGAGAUUGCAAGACAGUGCAAAUAUUUACCAGAAAACGACUUGAAGGUGAGCAUGAAUCUACUUUUUAUUCGUGUACUUAACCAAUACCCUUAUGUUAGUACAUUCGCUCUAGCUAUAUCAAUCAUAUUGCGACAUCAAUAUGGCUAGCUAGCUAAGCUAGCCUGAUUUCCGACUUCUUCAGCUUAACGAAAGCAGCUAACUUUAGCCAGUGCAGUAUAGCUUGCAGUUUGCCUGUUGUUAGCCGAACACGUCACACAUUUUAGCGUCAAACCAUGGGGUAAUCGCUGUAGAAUAUAUGUAUAUUCUUGCUAGUAGUUAUCUUGCGAACUAGUUAGACCUGUGAGCUAGAUAUGCAGAUGACUAACGUUAACGGUAGCUAACGUUAGCUAGCUAGCCAUGGUUUGUGAACUAACGGGCUAACGUCAGCUACUGUAGCAGAUUACUAUAUAGGAAGGAUACUAGCUUUCAGCACAUACAUUUAUAGUUAUCUAGCCAGCUUAGUAUAGUACAUAGCAAAUAUUGUUGUCAUUCGAAAACUUAACAUUGUGCGUUGAAACUACAACGUUAUUUCAAUAUUGAUACGUCUAACGUUAGCUAACCAAUCAGGCCCCAAUAAGUUGUAGCUAACUACCAUUGCACCCCUAGGUUUAACAAAUCACCUGUGAAGUAGCUGGUUUGAGAAACUCGGAUACCUGUGAAGAUAGGGUUCCCCACUUUUCUGCUGUCUGAAAUGGCCAAAUAUGCGGAAAUUGGCAAAUUCAAAGAUGUUUGUAUAGAAAUAGCAGUAGGUCCAGUGUGCAAGCGUUAUUAUGCAGUCUAAUAAUUGUCAUAUCUCGCCCCUCUCAGAGAUUAUGUGACUAUGUAUGUGAUUUGCUACUCGAGGAAUCAAAUGUUCAACCAGUAUCCACUCCAGUCACUGUUUGUGGAGACAUUCAUGGCCAGGUAUUAUCCAAUGUCCUUUUUGAUACCUUUCCCAAAUUCAUUCGUUCUCCUAGUUUUGUUUUUUACAUUUCAAAUCAUCCUCAAUGAAUUUAAAUGCAUUAUCCACAUGUGGUUGUAUUGUUUUAAGUUAUAAAACAAAUCUAUCUAUCUACUAUGCGCAUUCUGAAUAUCCCCAUUUUUAUAGUAAAUGUGAAAUUAUCUUUCUGAUCCCCGUCUCCAGUUUUAUGACCUAUGUGAACUCUUCAGAACUGGCGGACAAGUUCCAGACACAAACUACAUUUUUAUGGUAAGUGAGAAGUUGUAUUAUAUUGUUAUGCUCUGCUGUAACAAAAAUGGUAUUUAGAACAUUAGAAACUGGAUCUGACUUGCGAUUGAUCUGAAUCCUGGUCAUGGCCUGUCUGUUUUCCCCAGGGAGACUUUGUGGACAGGGGUUACUACAGCUUGGAGACAUUCACAUACCUGCUAGCCUUAAAAGCCAAGUGGCCGGACCGUAUCACGCUUCUACGAGGAAAUCACGAAAGCAGGCAGAUCACACAGGUGUACGGCUUUUAUGGUGAGCAACAUGCCUAAUUGCUGGGGGCACAUCAAUUCUAACAACACAUAAGACAAUAUGGAUCCUUGUAGGGUCUCGGGCCAUAGUUAUUGGGACAAUUGGUAACUAACCUGGUACCAAGAAGCAAACAAGUAGCUGAAUUUCUAGUUUAUUACGGUGUAGUUACCAUUUUACCUUGUGAUUUAAAGUAUACUGAACAAAAAUAUAAACGCAACAUCUGUGGCAUAUCAAGAAGCUGAUUAAACAGCAUGAUCAUUACACAGGUGCACCUUGGUUUGGGGACAAUUAAAGGCCACUUUAAAAUGUGCUGUUUUGUCACACAACACAAUGCCACAGAUGUCUCAAAUUUUAAGGGAGCGUGCAAUUGGCAUGCUGACUGCAGGAAUGUCCACGAGCUGUUGCCAGAUAAUUUAAUGUUACUUUCUUUACCAUAAGCCGCCUCCAACGUCGUUUUAGAGAAUUUGAAUUUGAUUUGCCACUGUCCUGCAAUUCCUGGAAGCUGAAAAUGUCAGUUCUUCCAUGGCCCGCGUACUCACCAGACAUGUCACCCAUUGAGCAUGUUUGGGAUGAUCUGGAUCGACGUGUACGACAGCGUGUUCCAGUUCCCGCCAAUAUCCAGCAACUUCACACAGCCAUUGAAAAGGAUUGGGACAACAUUCCACAGGCCACAAUCAAUCAAUAGCCUGAUCAACUGUGUGUCGCGCUGCAUGAGGCAAAUGGUGGUCACACCAGAUACUGGCUGGUUUUCUGAUCCACACCCCUACUUUUUUUGUUGACCAACAUAUGCAUAUAUGUAUUCCCAGUCAUGUGAAAUCGAUAGAUUAGGGCUUAAUUUAUUUAUUUCAAUUUACUGAUUUCCUUAUAUAAACUGUAACUUAGUUAAAUCUUAGAAACUGUUGCAUGUUGCGGGCAAAAAAAAUCUGUGUUAAAAAAAAGAAAAGUGCUACCAGAAUUGUGAAGUAUACUAGAAUUUAACUUGUUGUUUUUUGCAGAUGAGUGCCAAACUAAAUAUGGGAAUGCAAAUGCCUGGCGAUACUGCACUAAAGUGUUUGACAUGCUAACAGUAGCGGCUGUAAGUCCAAUCACCUUGACCUUUCACUCUUCUUUUGAGUGCAUGUGCUUUAUCUAUCUUACAUUUUCCCACACAUAUGAAUCAAUCACUAAUAGAGUUUCUUACCACAGUUGAUAGACGAGCAGGUCCUUUGUGUGCAUGGUGGCCUUUCACCUGACAUCAAGACCCUGGACCAGAUCCGCACGAUUGAGCGAAACCAAGAGAUUCCCCACAAAGGGGCCUUCUGUGACCUGGUGUGGUCGGACCCAGAGGAUGUGGACACCUGGGCCAUCAGCCCGCGAGGUGCAGGCUGGCUCUUUGGCGCCAAGGUCACUAAUGAGGUAAAUGCAUCAAAUUGUUCUCCUGAGUAGAGGGCUAACUACUAAAGCUGAUGAUGAUAUGAGCAGACCUAGACGCUAGGCUUGGGUGGUAUAUACCUGGGUAUUUUGAAAUACCAACGGUAUGAUUUUCAAUACUGUAAAAAAGGCGAGGGGUUUAGGGCACCCUAAUGCUCAGGGUUCGCAUGCUAAACCACUGUUUAUAAAUAUAAGUUAACUAUCUAAGAUGUGCCAAAUAAAUUAUCUCCAGCUCAGGGCUCCAGUUUUGCAUUUGAUUCUCUAACUUGCUAGCUAACUGGCUAGCUUGCAAGAUCAAGCUUCUUGGUUACAGCAGAGACAGACAAUCCCCUCCUGGAUCAAGAUCCCUGCUGACCAAUUUAUUUUGUGCAUUUUUGUGUUUUUCUUUUUCCGUUUGGAAAGAGAUACCUCCUAGGUUGAAUACUGAGCUCAUCCAUGGUUCUGUUUUACCCAUUUCAGUUUGUUCAUAUCAAUAAUCUGAAGCUGAUUUGCCGUGCACACCAGCUGGUCCACGAGGGCUACAAGUUCAUGUUUGACGAGAAGCUGGUGACUGUGUGGUCCGCGCCCAACUACUGUUACCGCUGUGGAAACAUUGCCUCCAUCAUGGUCUUCAAAGACGUGAACACGCGGGAGCCCAAGCUGUUCCGCGCCGUGCCCGACUCGGAGCGGGUCAUCCCUCCCAGAACAACAACACCUUAUUUCCUCUAAUCACAAGAGCCAUUUUGUUCACUCCCAAAAUAGCCCCUUGCCUCUUUCCCUCACUCAUAUCCCUUUUGCAGUCUUAAGGAAGUGGAUUGGUGUAACUAAGAAAUAUGACAAUACAAUGGCUUCACCUCGGUCUAGUCCAGAACUAACCAUAGCUCUUACCCCUUCAGUGUUUACAGAUCUGAAGGAAUGAAAUGGGUAUAAGCAACAUGAUGUAAGCUCCGCUAAGCCUCAUUGAAUAGCAAUGUUGAGCUGUCACUAGUUUGUUUACUUUACAUCUGUCUCAUCCCUUCAGAUCUGCAAAAACCUAAGUGAUAGAUUCUUCUGGAAUGAAUCUUCUAAUAGAUUUAGGGGAGCUAUCUAUUUUUCUUAAGCCUAUCUGGUUCGUUGUCAUCUGCAAAGGGUUAGCGGUUUUGAGACUGAGCAAUUGUCCCCACUGUCAACUACCCC